AAAGGGCUGUGUGUUUGAGGUUUAGCUGGAGAUCUGGGCGUAUCUGAAAAAAGGUUGAAAAGAAACACAACACCAAACACACGAUAACAGAGAACACCAGAUUUAACAGUUAUUAUCCGCAGUACUGCCCUGCUUCUGUUACUAAAUUAAAAGGGAGGGGUGAUGGUUGUCCAUCCGAUGGGAAACUCUGUGUGCGUUUCUGCUUGUCCGGGUGCUUUGUUGGCACUGUGUACUUGUGUUGCUCCGGCGAAUGGACCGUCUUGUAAUUGCUAGCCUUCUGAUGCCCUGACGUGACAGUGGAGUAAUGCUAAAGGGAUCAGUGGGACCAUCACAAAGAAGAGCCCAAGGGAUUUUGAAAAUGGAGCACCGCCAUUGAUUCCAGAGCCUGCAGCAUCUCCAUGCUGGUGUGACCCAUCAAGCUCCUCAAGCCUCCACACUCGGCGAUCAUGGCACAGGAAGGCAAGCCCAGAGAACGGUCUCCAUGGCGCUUCUUCUCUCUGUUCGGGAGCCGGCCGGAGCGAGUGGUGCUCGCACGCAGCGACAGCUCCCCGGAGGAGAGCGUGCUGAAGAUCACUAUCACUGAGACCACCGUCAUCGAAUCGAACUCGGGCGUGUGGAACUCCCGCGCCCUCUCCUACCUGGGUCUCUGGUACUUCUUCAGCUUCUGCACGCUGUUCCUCAACAAGUACAUUCUGUCGCUUCUGGAGGGAGAGCCCGGCAUGUUGGGCGCUGUUCAGAUGCUCUCCACCUCCAUCAUUGGCUUCAUGAAGAUGUACGUCCCGUGCUGCCUGUAUCAACACAAAGCUCGCACUGAGUACCCACCCAACUUCAUCAUGAUCAUGCUCUUUGUGGGAUUAAUGAGGUUUGCAACAGUGGUCUUGGGGCUGGUGAGCCUGAAGAAUGUGGCUGUUUCGUUUGCAGAGACAGUGAAAAGCUCGGCUCCAAUCUUCACAGUGAUCAUGUCCAGGCUGAUCCUCGGAGAGUACACAGGUCUAUGGGUGAACCUCUCUCUGUUCCCUGUGAUGGCUGGAUUGGCACUGUGCACAGCUACAGAGAUCAGCUUCAACAUGCUGGGUUUUUCUGCAGCCUUAUCCACCAACAUUAUGGACUGUUUACAAAAUGUCUUUUCUAAAAAGCUACUAAGCGGAGACAAGUACAAAUUCAGUCCCCCAGAACUUCAGUUUUAUACCAGUGCUGCUGCUGUGAUCAUGCUUAUCCCAGCAUGGAUAUUUCUCAUGGACAUUCCAGUGAUUGGAAAGAGUGGACGCAGUUUUAAUUUCAGCCAGGAUAUUCUCCUCCUGCUCCUGUUCGAUGGGGUCCUGUUUCACCUGCAGAGCGUCACGGCAUACGCACUGAUGGGCAGGAUUUCACCUGUCACCUUCAGUGUGGCCAGCACAGUGAAACACGCCCUGUCCAUCUGGCUGAGCAUUAUCGUCUUCAGCAACAGCAUCACGGCUCUGUCGGCAGUGGGUACAGUGCUGGUGAUCAUCGGGGUUAUGCUCUACAACAAGGCCAACCAGUACCAACGAGAAAGCAUGCAGGCGAUCGCCCAGGCAGCUGAUCCACUGGACCUGCAGGAAGACAGUAAAGCAGCUGAGAAAUAGCGUCCGCAGUGAAGGGGUCAGGGUGGGGUGGCUCCUGCUGGAACUGUGCGCGCCUUCCCAAAAGCGUAGGCGCACUUACAGUACAAAACCAAGCAAAGAUACUCGCACAGAUUGUGCCUGCAAGGAAGGAUCACACACUGCGAAAUGGUACAGCCAGCUGCAGUAGAAGUGCCGCACCAAAAAGACAUGGCACUUUGGUAGGGAGUGCGGGAUUGGCAAAGAUCAAGAGUGACCCCCGUGCCAGUACCCCACCCCCUACUCCUCAAUGCACUCCAGGGGGUUAAGUGUGUUUUCUGAACAGUGCAGCAGGCAAGACAGGCAGAUGCAUUCCAUCAUUUGCCACAAGCAGACAGCAAUAAACUGUGGAAUUAAUCAUUGACCAGUCUGCUGUUGAUGCCGCUGUACAGCCAUUAAUGUAAUACAUGUGUUGGUACAUUCCACAAAGUGUGCAGAAGCAGCCGAGUGGUGAAAAAAUCUGUGCCGACAACUGUCACCUGAAUAUUAAGAGUUUCACCAACCAUUCAGCGACACUAAUGGUAUCCCAAACAUUCACUACUGUAUAAAAUAGUCACAAAAGGAAAUACAAAUUUGCACAAUUGGGUUUAAAACAAACAAACAAACAGAAAAACCACAACACUGUGAUAAUGUAGCUUAGUCUUAAUGAAAAUGGGUUUCGCAUUAAUACCGCUUGAAAGGGAUCAAUCUUUGUCGUUUAGGAUACCAUUCUCACCUCUGAUCGGGAUAGACAGACAGACGCCUCUUGUAUGCCGGCUUUGUAGAUUAGCUUGUUGAGGACUUACAGGUGUGUGGGCUUCAUAAGUGGUUGGGAUAUAGAGCAGAUAGGUAUGUGGAAUGGAACAAUAUAAACAGUCGAUACAGCAAGUACUCUUUCCAUAAAUGUGUGGCUUGCAGAGUGGAAGGUGGUGAAAGGAAUGGAUAAUGUGCAGGAUCCUCUGUUCCUUUUGAAUGCUCCUAUAACAAUUCAUACUAGCCUUCUCUGACAGCCAACAAAUUAAAUUGCAGUUGUGACUUGCAGAUCUAAAUCAGCUGUGCAACUGUACAGUACAGAAGCUAUCAAUUAUAAGAUGUGUGCAUUCUACAUGUUAACCGUGAUGACAAAGGGAAAGCUGUGGUUUAAAACAUGACCCCUGACAUUUCAACUCGAGGGACAAUGAAUUCAAACACACGGCUCAUGUAACUGCUAUGUCCUUGAAUGUGUUGUGCUAAGGAUAAGGAGGCUUUGGGGAUCACAGGUAAUCUGCAGACUUUGCUAGCGCUCAGGUAACGAAGAACUUAACUGAUUUUGUUUUCUUUAUUUUUUUUUGUCUGGUCCAAAUGAUGCACGACACCCACACAAAGUGAUUUAACAUUGCCAUUGGAGCCAGUUCGUUUAGUCAGUUUCUAUAGAUAUUCUGCACAUGUGCCUUUGAGCAACAACCUUUCUGAUAAUCCUGUUGUUUAAAAAAAAAAAAAAAUGAAGAGCCAGUAUUAAUAAUGGCACACUUACUAAUGUAAUUUGUUUGCUGUGCAUAUUAACAAUUCUAGCAGCAAUUUCCUGUGCAGUUCCUGAGUUUACACAGGAAACCCACAGGAAAUUAACUGAUUUUUUUUUUUUUUUUGAAACGCUGGCUCCAAUAUUAAACGCAGGGAGUACAGUUUUAUUGAAAUGUCCUGAAACCAUGAGCUCCUGUUAAGGAUUCUGGUAUAGCUGGAAAAACUACCACCUCACUCCAUGAUGUGUACUAAGGCUAUCAAUGUUAUAGUAAAAUACAUUAUUGCCAAAAACUAGCUAAUAGCUAAAUUAAAAAUGAAGUGUGUAGCAAAAUGGGAUAGGAAUAUAUUAGAUUUGUGAGCCAAGUUAGAAUACCACUUGUUCUUAGCUUCUAGGUUAGACCGCAGUGUCUUCUCUACUGUACAUGCAGUGCAAUGCCAUUUAGUAACGUACUUGAGAUACCACAUCCUUAUGUACAGUGAGGGAUUAUUGUGUCCACAGGCGCAGUAUAUGUAGAUUGCUAGAACUAAUAAUGUCACAGUGUGCACGUAUGGCUGUGCCGAUAUGUUUGCCUCAUCACCCUAUGACUCUUAGUCUAGUUUUUGUAAUGCCGUACUUUUCUUCCGCUGUGAAAUUACCCACAUGGUUUAGGACCACUUUCCAUGAAACCUGUUAUAUAUUCAAUUUUAAAUACAGUUACUAUUUAAUUAUUCUCAUUCAUACCAUUUUUUUUUUUUUACAGCUUGUGAAUGUGAAACAGUCUUCUUAAAACCUGUGGAUGGAGAAGUUAUACCUUUUAUGUUCCAGGAUAACGAUGUUCAGUGUUUAUUUUAAAUAAAUCUGAGCGUAAUUAACAGUGACCUCCUUUUAACAGUAUCUAUAAGGGCAGUGUAACUAUUGCUGUGUGAAAGCCAUGUAUUCCCCAGGUUUGAUCUGAUUUGACACGUUCAUCAGGAAGCCAGCCACACUAGUUGUGAGUAACAAGCCUCUAAAUUUUGCCUUUUCCCCACAGACAGGUCAAAAGAACAUACAAUGCAGAGGAGUGCAUUUUUCAUGGUUCAUGUUGGAAGUUUGCUUUCUACCAGUAUUGCCUUCUCUGCCCUUUUGUGACCACUAAUCACAGCAAAAAGCACCUUUUUUCGUUGUUAUCGAGGAUUUUUAGAAAUACUGAAAGAAACUUAACAAAUUCACGUCUUGUGACAUUCAUUUCGAUGACCCUGCUAUAGCUGCUGUGUCUGCGAUUGCUAUGGUAUUAUAAACCUAUGCCCUUGCACUAUAAAAGUGGUUUCGUUGGUACAUGCACAUGAAUAUUCUUGUGUCGUAUUAUUUGGGGAAGACCGUGUAGAACUAGCACUCUGGGUUUAACAACUUAAUUAGGGUGCUGCAUCUUUUUUUAAACUGUUAUUAAUCAUAAGUUCUGCUUUUUACUUGAAUGUUUUUAUGUACAUGUAUACGUUUGUAGGGAACCAAUUUAUAUUUAAAACAACCAACAUAGUCAGGGUUUUGGUAAGGAGGCCACAAUUGCAUUAAUGAAUGUUGGGAUUGAUUAAGCAGUGGCUGGUGUGGUUUAAGAUAAUGAAAUGUGGUUAUAUAGUUGCUGUGAAAUACUGUGGACCUUAAAAAUAAAAUGUGAAUGUCAAACAAAUCAAUAAAUGCAUUUUCCCUG
Messenger RNA from Acipenser ruthenus (sterlet), 4762 nucleotides. RefSeq names its product solute carrier family 35 member E2A-like. Gene Ontology annotation, cellular component: Golgi apparatus. Lineage: Eukaryota; Metazoa; Chordata; Actinopteri; Acipenseriformes; Acipenseridae. The transcript is spliced from 9 exons. The coding region runs from base 447 to 1604 and encodes 385 amino acids. The record is from RefSeq and is a predicted model, not a curated record. Gene Ontology annotation, molecular function: antiporter activity.